AGUUGUGCAGAAGAAAAAUAAAGAGAUAAGAAAAACGAGAAAAACGCUUUAUAUUUUCUUCAAAAUUAGUUAAUUCCUCCCAAAUACGUCGCAGUUGGACGCUGAAUUUAUCAUCACAGAAAGUGCUGCGCAGAAUGAACUAUCAGGAGGUGGAGGAGCGCUACCCCACGUACGGGGAUGACUUUGAGGGAGAACCUGGGGUGGGGACGCAAGAUCAGAAACCACGAAUACUUCUAAUGGGGCUCCGACGUUCCGGGAAGAGUUCCAUCCAGAAGGUUGUCUUUCACAAAAUGUCCCCCAAUGAGACCCUCUUUCUCGAAUCAACGAAUAAAAUUGUCAAGGAUGACAUAAACAACAGUAGCUUUGUGCAAUUCCAAAUCUGGGACUUUCCCGGGCAGAUUGACUUCUUCGAACCAACCUUCGAUUCAGACAUGAUCUUCGGUGGUUGUGGCGCUCUCGUCUUCGUGAUCGACGCCCAGGAUGAGUACCUGGAGGCGCUCACGAAACUCAACCAGACAGUCACGAAGGCGUACAAAGUGAAUCCGCGAAUUAAAUUUGAAGUCUUCAUUCACAAAGUUGACGGGGUGAGUGAUGACUUCAAGAUGGAAUCACAGCGGGACAUCCAUCAGCGUGCCACGGACGAUUUGGCGGAUGCUGGCUUGGAUCAGAUCCACCUCAGCUUCCACCUCACCUCAAUCUAUGACCACUCAAUUUUCGAGGCAUUCAGCAAAGUUGUGCAGAAGCUCAUUCCGCAGUUGCCGACACUUGAGAAUCUCCUCAAUAUUCUCAUCUCCAAUUCGGGCAUUGAGAAGGCUUUCUUAUUUGACGUUGUGUCAAAGAUUUACAUUGCCACAGAUGCCUCUCCUGUUGACAUGCAGAGUUAUGAGCUAUGCUGCGAUAUGAUUGACGUGGUCAUUGAUCUUUCCUGCAUCUACGGCCUCCAGGGUAGCACUGACAUUGCCGCCUUCGACAAUCAGAGUUCUAGUUUAAUAAAAUUGAACAACAGCACGAUCCUCUACCUGCGAGAGGUGAAUAAAUUCCUUGCGCUCGUCUGCAUCCUGCGUGAGGAUAACUUCAGCCGACAGGGUGUCAUCGACUACAACUUCCUGUGCUUCCGUGAGGCCAUCGAGAGGGUGUUUGAGCUACGGCUGAAGCAGCAAAAGAGUCAAUGUUUGCAACAUGACGAUGACUUCCUCGAUGGGGCCAUGGUGGCCAAUGGGAGGACACAAAUGAAUGCCUCCGAUGGGGAAUCAGUUGAUGUUAUUGUCACAUAAAAUACGCCAUGCUCCCAUUCCCACCUUAAUGUUUUUAAUCGUCGCUAUUAAAAUUGCGCGGGAGAUUUGCUCUUUUGUUGAAAAAUUAAUUAUAUUAAAAAAAAAAAGAAUAAUUGUAUGAAGAAAUAAUUUUAGAACGGAAGUUUAUUAAAUGUUUUUCCUCUAAA
Molecule: messenger RNA, 1441 nt
Organism: Lutzomyia longipalpis
Lineage: Eukaryota; Metazoa; Arthropoda; Insecta; Diptera; Psychodidae
Gene: RagC-D
Product: ras-related GTP-binding protein C
Exons: 3
Coding region: 135-1274 (379 amino acids)
Biological process (GO): cellular response to amino acid stimulus; regulation of autophagy; positive regulation of TOR signaling
Cellular component (GO): lysosome; Gtr1-Gtr2 GTPase complex; nucleus
Molecular function (GO): GTP binding; GTPase activity
Source: RefSeq, a predicted model, not a curated record